AUGAGAGCAUCAAGCAACCAAUUUGAAACUGCAUUGUCUCGCAUUCCCAACACACAGGACUCUCUCAAAUGUGGGCAAUGUGGUAAAAAAUGGCACAAUAAGAGAAAUUGCCAUAGGAAUCUUCCCUCAAAAGCCAAACCUGCUACUAAGAAAAAGAGGGGUACUGAAAAUACCCAGACCACUCCAUCUGACACAUCCACUCUAGCUGCUGGUCCAAGCACUCUAAAGCAAAGAUCCAAGCCUCCAAGGCGUGUGCAAAAAGGGAAGCCAAAACCAAGUAAGAAAGGACAACCAGCCUCAACUUCAUGUCCUCAUGCAUCAACUUCUGUUUCCACUGCAGGAUCAAAUGUUGUACAUUGA
Molecule: messenger RNA, 360 nt
Organism: Prunus armeniaca (apricot)
Lineage: Eukaryota; Viridiplantae; Streptophyta; Magnoliopsida; Rosales; Rosaceae
Source: the annotation of a GenBank genome assembly